CACCUCACCUAUGAUUAGCUUAAUUAGCUCCAACGACAACUAACGAAGGCAUAUCCAUAUGCAUCGCUCUUCUUCUAUCUAGACUACAGAUUGUUAGAUGCGUGCAUGGCGAUGGAGGCGGAGGAGGAACGUGACACGCUUCUGCGCCGGGUGCUGAUCAGGGCGGCGCGAGCGGCGAGAGCCGCGGUUCGCAUCGCUGCUACUACUACCGCAUCGUCUCCUUCUUCCCCGGCACUGGCGGCGGCGCUGUCACGGACGCCGAGCCUGCUCGACUGCAUGGACGGCGACGACGACAGCAUCUUCUACACGCCGGCCUCCUCACCGGUGGUCGUCCACUACCCGAGGCGCGUGCAGGUGCAGCAGCAGCAGCAGCCGUCGUUGAGCCCGUCGCCGGUGGCCGCGGCGGCGGCGGCGGCGGACGACAUCGAUAGGCGCGCGGCGGAGUUCAUCGAGAGGUUCCGGCGGAACGAGUCGCUGGAGCUGCGGUACUGCGCGGUGUACUCGCCGCUGACGCCCGCCAAGCCGCCCAUUUCGCCGGACACGUACUUCAAGCUCUCCGGGGCUCAUCACCAUGGCGCGGUGGCGGCCGGUGGCUCGCCGGCGCCGGCGCCGAGCUCGCUGAGGCCCAGAAGGCCCAGUGGCAUGUCCAUCAAGUGGCCCACGGCCGGAAGGCCCACUGUCCGAGUCUAGCGCACGUACGGCAUAUCUUUGGGACGCUCCUAUGAUAGUUUCGUGAUUAAAUUGGUAUUAAACUUGUAGUUUUGUGAUAAUUUUUGUUUUUAAAUCUGUAGUUUUAUAAUACUUCUUCCUAAAUCGGUAGUUUUACGAUAAAUUUGUUGCUAAAUCUGUAGUUUUAUGAUACAUUAGUUUAAAUAUGUAGUUUUGCGAUAGUUUGGUCGAUGUAUUUGUAGUUUUAUGAAAUUUACUCUAAAAAUUAGUUUGCACUUCAAAUAAAUUGUAUAUUAAUAAAAAAUUAGAAUGCCACC
Messenger RNA from Oryza sativa Japonica Group (Japanese rice), 986 nucleotides. Lineage: Eukaryota; Viridiplantae; Streptophyta; Magnoliopsida; Poales; Poaceae. The record is from RefSeq and is a predicted model, not a curated record.